Messenger RNA from Lachancea mirantina, 2091 nucleotides. Lineage: Eukaryota; Fungi; Ascomycota; Saccharomycetes; Saccharomycetales; Saccharomycetaceae. The record is from the annotation of a GenBank genome assembly.
AUGAACAGAGAAUCCAUUAAGAGCAGGAAGAUUGCCAUUGAUCCUCUGGAUGUGACAGAGAGCCUUGGUUAUCAGACUUGUCGGCGCGGAAUGCGUAAACCGUGGACCAAGGAGGAAGACGAGAUGUUGAGAAAUGCAGUAAACACUUAUUUGGUACAGUUAGGAUAUGCAGAGGGAGUGAGUUCAGUCAAGACAAUACAAGAGUCGAAUGCAGCUUGCAAGCGGAUCCCAUGGGACGAAAUUCAAGCGAAGUUCGAUGGAGAUGUGCGAAAGAUAAAAGACGUGCGCAAAAGAUGGACCACUUCAUUAGAUCCAAAUCUCAAAAAGGGCAAGUGGACCGAAGAAGAAGAUGAGCAGUUGAAGAAAUCGUUUGAAAAAUGGGGUGCCCACUGGUUGAAGAUUUCAACCGAGAUUUCAGGACGAACAGAGGAUCAAUGCGCAAAGCGUUACAUUGAAGUUUUAGAUCCCAGCACGCGAGAUAGGCUACGAUCGUGGAGCAUAGAAGAAGAUCUGGCGCUCAUUAGCAAGGUCAAGAAAUAUGGAACCAGAUGGCGUAAAAUUUCCCGUGAAAUGGAGUCCAGACCUAGCCUGACUUGCCGCAAUCGCUGGCGAAAGAUUAUUACCAUGAUAAUGCGGGGAAAGGCUACAGAGGUAAUUGUCAGGGCUGUCCAGGAAUCUUCAGAUAGUCAGGGUUUACGAACAGUUGAAGAACUGAAGGAUUCUCUGGAAUUAAAGCUGAAUAGCAAUACCAACAACAAUUCGUCCUCUAACACCAGUGAGAAUGCCAGCCCAUCCGAGUCAUCUAAUAUGAGAACCAGCGCUCCUCAAGAAAUAAAGCAAGAGUCUCUGCGUAAUCCAGGACUUCCUAUUCACACAAAGACCGGCUCUUCCAAUGAACAAGGAGCUCAGAUUACGGAUAAUGCACGUCAAAAUUUCAAAGGGAGUGAAUUGCGAGAUUCAGCUACUUCGGGACGUAGGCAAGAGGGCGAGGAGAAUAUAAGCGGUAUGAACGGGGAAGAAUCUGCCGGCCAGAUGAAAAAACCAUAUAGUACGCUUAUCGAUUGGGAGUUUUCUGUCAAAGACUCUGCUGGACAGCCAUUGUCACAGGGUAAAAUCACUAAUUCAGCGCUAGUUAAAGAGCUUAUCGAAGGAGCAAAGAAGGAUUCUUUGAAGAUUUCGAUUCAUCAGCAUAUACACAACCAUUACGAGUUUCUUCCACAACUGAAUCCUCUUUUGUCACAGUCGUUCGCGAAUGACUUACUAGCUCCAAUGUCACCCGAAGCAUUCUCUCCCGAUAAAAAUGAGCGAAUUCCUUCGGCAUUUGGCCUUGAUACUGAACUCAUGCCUAAUUCUCCUAAUUUCCCCGGCAUGACGGGCGAGGCAGGUCUCUCGUUAGAGCAACUUGCAACAUCCCAUCAAUUUGCCACACAUGCUUUUUACUCUCCCAGAAUCUCCUCUAGGUUAUCCUCGUUUUACCAGCAGAGACAGAGACCCACAAGCUCGACCGGGUCACGAUCGACACCAGAGGAAAAUAUAGACGAAAUUGGACCCAGCAGGCAAUAUCACUUUAACGUUUUGCCAGCUACAGUAAGGCCAAAGUUGGGCUCUUCGAAUACCGGCCGUUCACCCGACUCCAAUCCCGCAACUAGUCGCAGUUUUCCAAACCGUAUUAACAAGACCAGAAAGCGCUCCGGGAGAGGAAACAGGUCAAAGAAUGCUACGCCAACCGCGUCGACAGCUUCUUCCGCUGGCACACCCUACCCUUCCGUCGCGACAUCUUAUGGUGAAGACAAGAUGAAAAUUGGUUCUAACCGCACGCCCAGCACGAUUUCAGCCAAUGGGGAAGAAGAGGGCCUUGAUUUUUGGGAAUCUUUAAGGUCUUUGGCAUCCGUUCCUAAUUCUCAUCCGAACUCGAAGGGUGAACCCGACGAAAGAUUCACAAGCUACGAGUUCCUGUAUAAUCCUUACGAGGAGCAGUCUAGUAAUGUUGAACAUGAAGAAACUGUGAAGGCGAACACAAAUGCCGCUCAUCAGGAGUCAGUCCUUGAUCUUGAGAGCUGCUUUGGGAAUAUUCCUUUCAACCCGAGUUAG